Molecule: messenger RNA, 2382 nt
Organism: Phycodurus eques (leafy seadragon)
Lineage: Eukaryota; Metazoa; Chordata; Actinopteri; Syngnathiformes; Syngnathidae
Product: guanine nucleotide-binding protein subunit alpha-11-like
Exons: 7
Coding region: 618-1688 (356 amino acids)
Biological process (GO): adenylate cyclase-modulating G protein-coupled receptor signaling pathway; phospholipase C-activating dopamine receptor signaling pathway; action potential
Cellular component (GO): heterotrimeric G-protein complex
Molecular function (GO): GTPase activator activity; G-protein beta/gamma-subunit complex binding; guanyl nucleotide binding
Source: RefSeq, a predicted model, not a curated record
CCGAUACUUUUUUUUCCUCAAUAAAUUCUGAUUUUCUUUUUCUUGCUCGACCAUUUUGGGUGGGGAAUGAUCACUUACAGUAUGUUUUUGAAUGUGUUUUACGUUAUUUUCUCAUCUUUUUUUUAGAUUUUAUAAAACAAUGUACAAAAAGUAUUAAAACAUUGAAUGGUUGGACCUACCUUGAGAAAUGUGGAGGUCAAAUAAAAUUAAUUUUACCUGUAAAGAUUAUCGUCCAUUCUAAUUUCAUCCUAGUUUCACUCGAAAGAGGAAUAACCCAAACGUUUUUGUGGCUAGUGUAUACUAAGGAUGAGGAAAUAGUGGCACUAAAUCAGAACAAUUGCCCCCCCACCCCCCAUCGGCGACACGCCUACGGCAUUCUUCAGGACACCCACAAGGAAACUCCCUUUACUGGAGGCCCGUCAUUUUUAGUCAACGCGUUACUUAGAUGUGUUUUGACUGCGUAUGAUGUGAUCAGAGGCGCGUGUCCGUCGCUGAGGUCCCAGCCAGGAGCCGCCGUACACCUCCGCCGCCUCGCCGGCCCCACGGGAAUGUGGCCCCACACAUGAACGCCGGCCAAAGGAGUGGCAACAUCUCAGCCGGAGGCUGCUGGCGUCGCCAUGGACUGCUGCAUGAACCGCUGCCUGCCCCCCGAAGAGGCCGAGAAGCGCAGGAUCAACAGAGCCAUCAAUAGGCAACUGCAACGUGAUAAGAGACAGUAUCAGAGUACCAUCAAGCUCCUCUUUUUAGGGACGGCGGAGAGCGGCAAGAGCACCUUCCUCAAGCAGAUCCGCAUCCUCCAUGGCAACGGCUACACUGAGGCACAGCGGAUUGCCUUCGCUCGCUUGGUGUGCCAGAACGUGGUCACCUCCAUCCAAGUGCUCAUCGAGGCCAUGCGGGUCUUCUGCGCGGACUACGUGGACAAACGCAACCUUGCCCUGGCGGAACGUCUGAGGCAAGUGGAGGCCGAGAAGGUGGACAGGUUGGAGGCUUGGCAAGUGCGCGCCAUCAAGAUUUUGUGGAGCGAUUCCGGCGUUCAGCACUGCUACGAGCGAAGACGCGAAUUCCACCUGUCCGAUUCGGCCAAAUAUUACUUCAACGACAUAGAUCGAAUCACUGCACCGGGUUACAUCCCGAAUGUGCAGGACAUCUUGAGGGUCCGCGUCCCCACCACGGGCAUCAUCGAGUACCCUUUCCUUAUAAAGGACGUUAUCUUCAGGAUGGUGGACGUGGGCGGUCAGCGUUCUGAAAGGAGGAAGUGGAUCCACUGCAUGGACAACGUCAUUUCCAUCGUCUUCCUGGCCGCUCUCAAUGAGUACGACAGCGUCAUGCUUGAGAACCCCGCACAUAAUCGGAUGGAAGAGAGCUUGGCUUUGUUCGAGACCAUCGUCAAGUACCCGUGGUUUAGCGAGACCUCCUUCAUCCUCUUCCUGAACAAGAAGGACCUUCUGGAGGAGAAAGUCCAGCAUUCAGAUGUGGCCACCUACUUCCCGCAGUACAAGGGGCCUCGGAAGGACGCCAAACGCGCCCAAGUGUUUUUCCUGGAGCUUUACAAGAUUCCGCACAAGGGCCACAGGAGGCCUUUGUUCAUGCACUACACCUGCGCCACCGACACCAGCAACGCCAAAGUGGUCUUCAACAGUGUCAAGGACACCAUCUUCAGAGAAAUCUUGGAAUUCACUCAGCUAUAGUCAGCUUUUGGAAUGAAUUGACUUUAAUAUGUUGUUGCAGCUUUAACCAUCCCAUAAAAGCAGCAAGGUACAUUAUGGUUUCUUUCCCUUUGUUCAUUUUUUUUAAGCAAAGACUUUAAAAACUGUUUUGGCAAAAGUCGUCUGUGGUGAAAUGCGACCAAACCCUACUUGCGCUUCUGCGAGGAGGAAAUACAAUGUCUUUGUUUAUGAUAAUUAACAGAUGCUCAAUUUACAACAAGUUAAAUUGCGAGAGUGAUGUGACAAGAAAAUUGCCCUACUGCACCUUUCAAUCACAAUGGGCUCAAGGUCGGAGGGCUUGCACAGACUAGACUAGUCAACUAGUCGAUUGCUAACGGUUAGCAUCAAUAGUCGCAGGUCUACAACCAUUUAAGCAAUGGUUACUUAGGGGAGGACACAACGGAUUAAAGGCAAGUUUCCACUCAUUUUCAGUUUUGAGCUACAAGCGUGGUCACGAAUUCAACUUGUCUCUCAAGGCGCCACUGUAUUUUUAUGACGGCUUAUUAACCAAAAGGGCCGACUAACCAAGCGUUUCACUGCGUAGGUUCAUGAUCAAUAUGUGUGCCAGAUUAGAUUUUUUUUUAUUAUCCUUACCUGUAUUGAAGGCAUUUUUUUUUUGUAUGUUGAAGAUGACUUAUAAUGUCUAAAAAAAUAAAUAAAAAUCAAGCGAUUUCAA